Molecule: messenger RNA, 684 nt
Organism: Suillus discolor
Lineage: Eukaryota; Fungi; Basidiomycota; Agaricomycetes; Boletales; Suillaceae
Exons: 6
Coding region: 1-684 (227 amino acids)
Source: RefSeq, a predicted model, not a curated record
AUGGAUGUUGACAAUAAGAAUGAUUAUGUUGAGAUGGCAAAGAAGAUCAUCUUGGAGAAACUCAAAAAGGUCAAGAUCUUCAUUGAUAUGAAGAAUGUCGAGAAAUUGCCUGUUUAUACCCAUGAGACUGGUGCUUCAGAGCUCGAGUCCAUAGUGAAGGAUUGGACUUGUGCAAUGCAUGAUGGUGAAGCUACGACUUCAAUGCCACCAAAUAUUCAAUCAUUCAAUCCUGCAAAACGAGAGCCUGCAUUGCACCCAAUGCGCUGUGCUGCAUUAACUACACCAAUGGCUCCUCCUGCACCUUUGACUACGAUUCAAGAUCUUGCCCAUAACCAAGACCAUGCUGCAAUUUCUUCAACACCUUUGCCUACAGUCAAUACUUUUGUCCUUGCUCGUUCACCUGCUAUCUUAACACCAUCAAAACUUACUCGCUUCUUGAAUAUUGGAGCUGGACUAGACAUCCUCGCAAAGAUUGCUGACCAUGAACACACUCACAUCAGGCUAACCCUAGGUGACAUCAUUCACUUGAAGAAAGGAAGUGUCACUUGGUGGAGUUGCCCCCUUGCCAAGAGUGAGCCAAUGGACAGUAUAAAGCACAAAUAUAGUGAUACUACUGGUUCUGGUAUUCCUGAGGACAGGAAGUACCAGUACAAGAAAAGGUACCAUGAUGGAGGACGUGCAUGA